AUGCCCACAGGUGAGCGGCGAGGUCGCGUGGGACCCGUUCGUUUUAGAACGUUUUUGCGCAACACCGUCCUUGACGUAAUGCGCAGUCGUGGGUGGCUUGAGACCGACAGCGACCUCGGCUGGGACGUGUUUUGGGCCGAUGUGGGGUGGAUUCGCGAGGUGUACGACCACGUGCGGCUAGACGACAUGCAGCGAAUCAACCACUUCCGCAACCACUUUGAGCUUACCCGCAAGGACUUCAUGGUAAAGAAUCUGAAGCGUAUGCGGAAGAGCCUCGAGCGGGAGGGACGCGUAGACGAGGCGAUGGAGUUUGACUUUUUCCCCGUCACCUUCUCGUUACCACAGGAUUACGGAAUCUUCGAGAUGGAGUUUCGCCGUCAGCCAAACGCCAUUUGGAUCAUGAAACCACCAGCAAAGGCGCAAGGCAAAGGCAUUUUUCUUUUUUCAAAGAUAUCCCAGAUUGCGGAGUGGCGGAAGGACUACAAGCAACGGCAGGUUGGAGGGACGGGUGAGAAGCCGGGUGGUUCCUACGGAACGGAGCCAGUGGAACCGUAUUUGGCGCAGCGCUACAUUGACAACCCGCACCUGGUGGGUGGGAAAAAGUAUGAUCUACGUGUCUACGUUCUUGUGACUAGCUACGCCCCGCUUACGAUAUGGCUACACCGCACUGGAUUUGCACGCUUUUGCUAUCAACGGUUCUCGCUGAAGGAUAUUGACAACACUUUUAUUCACGUCACAAACGUUGCAGUUCAGAAAACAAAUCCAAAAUAUACUCCGUUAUCAGGGUGCAAGUAUGGGCUGCGCAACCUUCGCCAGUACAUUACCGCCUCGCGUGGAGUGGAGGCGGCACAGAAGGUGUUUGACGAUAUACAGAACAUGAUUUUGCGUUCCUUGCAUGCUGUGCAGAAAGUUAUUGUGCAAGAUAAACAUUGCUUUGAGCUUUAUGGCUAUGAUAUUAUGGUGGAUAAUGAGUUGCACCCUUGGCUUAUUGAAACAAACGCGUCCCCUUCGCUUUCUGCUGAGACGCCUGCAGACUAUCAUCUAAAAUUUAACAUGCUGGAGGACAUGUUCAACGUUAUUGAUAUAGAGAAACGCCGUACGGGGGAUGAAGUCCGCGUGGGUGGAUUUGACUUGAUUUGGAAGAAUGGCGCGGCGGGUUCUUCGAGUCGCGGGGAUGCGAAGGGUGGUGGGGUCACGCAAUCUUUUUUGGGCUGCGCAAACGAGUUUGAAAUUCCUAUUUCGCAUAUGCGAAUGCCCCCACGACUACAGCAGAUAGAUAGUAGCGAGCGAUUGUUGACGUAA
Messenger RNA from Trypanosoma rangeli, 1302 nucleotides. Its product is annotated as tubulin tyrosine ligase. The transcript has a single exon. Gene Ontology annotation, molecular function: tubulin-glutamic acid ligase activity; ATP binding; tubulin binding. The record is from RefSeq and is a predicted model, not a curated record. Gene Ontology annotation, biological process: protein polyglutamylation; microtubule cytoskeleton organization. The coding region runs from base 1 to 1302 and encodes 433 amino acids. Gene Ontology annotation, cellular component: cilium. Lineage: Eukaryota; Euglenozoa; Kinetoplastea; Trypanosomatida; Trypanosomatidae.